Messenger RNA from Arvicola amphibius (Eurasian water vole), 960 nucleotides. RefSeq names its product olfactory receptor 6F1-like. The coding region runs from base 1 to 960 and encodes 319 amino acids. Gene Ontology annotation, molecular function: olfactory receptor activity; G protein-coupled receptor activity. The record is from RefSeq and is a predicted model, not a curated record. Gene Ontology annotation, cellular component: membrane. The transcript has a single exon. Gene Ontology annotation, biological process: G protein-coupled receptor signaling pathway. NCBI's taxonomy places the organism in Eukaryota, Metazoa, Chordata, Mammalia, Rodentia, Cricetidae.
AUGGAUCUAACAAACCGAACAGCAGUGACAGAGUUUAUUUUUCUAGGAUUUCCAGGCUCCUCCGCACUGCAACUUGCCUUAUUUGUGAUGUUUCUCACUGUGUACUUGCUGUCUCUAAUGGGAAACACUCUCAUAAUUUUCCUCAUCCUGAUGGAUUGCACACUGCAGACACCCAUGUACAUUUUCUUAGGAAACUUGUCCUUCCUGGAGAUCUGGUACACGACAGCCACAGUACCUAAGUUGCUGGCUACAUGUGUCACAGAGUUUGUCACCAUUCCCGUUGCGGGCUGUAUUGCUCAGUACUACUUCUUCUUCUCCCUGGGAGCCACUGAAUGCAUCUUGUUGGCAGUGAUGGCUUAUGACCGGCAUGUGGCUGUAUGCCGUCCUCUCCACUACUCACUUCUCAUGAGUGGGCAGAUUUGCCUGAGGUUUUCAGCUGGAUGUUGGAUUGGGGGUUUUAUUGCCCCUUUGCUACCCACCAUCCUCAUCUCUCAGCUCAACUUUUGUGGCCCACAAAAAAUCAACCAUUUCUUUUGUGACUCGGACCCUAUCUUUAAACUCGCCUGCUCGGACACAUUCUUGGUGGAGGCUUUGGGUUACACCUGCAGCUCUGUGGUGAUUCUCAGCUCUUUCCUUCUCACAAUGAGCUCUUAUGGCAACAUCGUGGUCACAAUAAUCAAGCUAUCUUCCCUGGAGGCUAGGAAGAAAACAUUCUCAACCUGUGCUUCCCACCUCACGGUGGUGACCAUCUAUUAUGGCACCAUCAUCUUUGCUUAUGUCCGCCCUCCAGCCAAAUACAAUUUUACGAUUGGAAAAGUGGUCUCAGUGUUCUACUGUGUGAUUACUCCAUUAGUCAACCCUCUCAUAUAUACCCUGAGGAACAAAGAUGUGAUGAAAGCUUUCCAGAAAUUUCUAGUACAAAAGAGAUUUCUAUUAAACAGAAACAUCCAAGAGCUUUGA